GUCACAUCGACUAACAGCUGGCAGUCAGAGGACGUGAUGUAAGGAGGCAGAUAAGAAACCAAAGAUCGUCGUUUGUUUGGCUGAUUUGGUUUUUUGGAAACCAAAAAAUAUUUAUUUUAACUAGUCAUCUAACCUGUUUUUGAACAUUGUUUGUGUUGGUAUCGUUAUUGCCGUUGUAUUUCCCUGACGGCAUAAACAGGUGAAUAAAUAGAAGACGACGUAUUUAGAGAUAAAAGGCAAACAGAUACAUUACAACUUGUACUAGUCUUGAAGCAUUAUAUAUUAGAUCCAUCACCAUUUUUAUUAAUAUUAAUCAUUUCUUUUCGACGAAGAUUGUUCAGAUUGAUCCGGAGGUGGAGCUUUUGAGCGGGCGGAUAUCGUUAUCCAGUACUUCCGCCAUUUUUCUGUGCUCGGGUUUUCUCCUUGAUUUUCGCAGCACCAGUGGCCAAUCGAGGAACUGCAGUCGCAUAUUUGGAAAAUACCGUUAGGUGGCGAUAAAUUACGGCACCAGCAUUUUAUGUUUUGAAAACUAUUGGACUGGUGCCCUGCUCAGGGUUUGUUCCUGCCUUGCGCCCUAUGCUAGCUGGCAGAGGCUCCCAGCGGACCCCCGCGACCCUAUUCAGGACGAAGCGGGUUAGAAAAUGACUGACUGAAAAGUCUGUUGCCCGUUAAUGGUGAAAACGCAGUUAAAACUACAGUAAAGUAGGCUAACUUCUAUUGUAUAUACUCUGAAAAUCAUGUUUUUGAAGAUAAUUCCCUGAAUAAAGUUCAAUUUCCUGUUUCAUGUUUUGGGACGUCAUGAGUACCGCGAAUAACAUUUCAGUUCCUGUUAAAAUGAAUGCCGCUGUCACAGCACCUAAUUCAAACGCAAGUUCUACUGGUGGAAUGUAUAGGGUACUGCAUGCUUUUGAUGCAAGUGGAAAAAAACUCUUGAAGCUAAUUCCUAUAGGUCCUCAGUGCAUACCAAUCGUUCCCAGCCAUAACAAAACAACAAAUGCUUGUCUUCAGCCAAUUGUUGAGCAGCAGAAAGUGUUCACAUCUUCUCCAAUUCAGAUUGCACAGUCUGCCAUCACACAAAGUGCCUUGCCUGUUCUUGAACAAAGCAGUUCCGGAAAAUACAUUAUUCCUGCUGAAAGGACUUUUGUUUUAAAGCCAGUAAGCACAAUUCCAGUAAAUGAAAAGGUUGCCAUACCCACAACAAACUCUUCUAUUAAGGUUUGCGUUCCAUCUCUAAUCAAACAGAAGCUGGUUCCAGGUACUUCACAUAUGGUCAAUGCUGACCAUGCCUACUCGGUUGUAAACAUAAACACACAUCCUGUGAGUACAAAACCACUAGUGCUCCCUGCUGGGAGUAAACUUCAUUUUUCCACUGGAACUGAAAGCAAGGCUGUUUCAACAUCAACACUCUCACCUGGGAUACAGGAAAAAAUCCUGGCAACUGUAGGAUCUGGGUCACAAGAACCCCAAAAAAAUGUGCAGACUGUGAUUUAUCUCUCACCUGUAAAUGCAGUAAAAACUGCACCUGUGAACACAGUAAAACUCACCCCUUUGAAGUCCGUUCCAUUGUCAGCUGCUAAAGAAGCACAAGUUACGUUAGUGAAGACUCCUGCACCAGCUGUAAAUGCAAAUCCAAUAAAAGAUUCACAAGAACCUCUUAAGAUUGUUUCCUCACAUGUACAAAAUCCAGGUGCACCUAUGAAAUGGGUGGUCCAGGAAAAUCCUGAUUCUCCAGCUCCAUACCUUGUCCCUGUAAAGCCGAAUCAUAACUCUGCAUCAAAGAUUCUUAAAACAUUAGCAACUAUUGAACAAGCAGGAAAAGGUGCAAAGGAGCCUUCGGUGUUAUCAGAAGCAGCCACUACUCAAACUACUUCAGGAAAAGAUAAUUCACUGGUUAUGUGCAAUGGAAAAACAUACCUACUGGCUAAGAAAAACCCAGAACCAACAAAACUGCAGGUUUUCAAGGACAAAGGCAAUGAGGCUGUGCUGAACGUGAAAACUGAAAAGCCAACAGCUGAGACUGAAAUGGAGAGAACUCUUAAAUUGUCUUUGCAAUCAAGCCAGCCUACCAGUAGCUCUGCUGGUUUUAUUAAAAGAAAUGUUACUUCUGAAAAGCCAAUUGUAAUACAGGAUGACUCUGAUACAGAUGUUGAUGACAGUGAUGAAAUUCAACAUGUAGAAUUUUCUAAAUCAAGUAACAUCUCUCCAAGAAGACAGAAGUGUGUAGCUGUCCAAACUGUACGCCGGGGGAUAUGUACAAUUGCAGAAGUAAUAGAUAUGACUAAUGACUAUGACCCUAUUACCAGUGAAAACCACACUUUGUCUUACAAGGAAUCUGUAUUAUUCAGCCAUGGGAGCACAGUUCAACAGAGUCCUGUGGACCUAUGUGAAGGGUUUAGCGGACAUGAGCCAAGCAAGAGGAAGUAUGAAACAGAUAGCCAGUUACGUAAGAAGUUUGGAAUCACGUCAGAUGUAAAAAUAUGCCUCCAAAGAUGUUCACCCCAUAAAUCUAUAAGCUUACAAGCAAAGACACAGCAAGUCAUUUUGAACAAGAAUCCACUGGAGGGCAUUCGAAAAUUAAUUCAAGAAUCCAAAGCUGAUGCAAGAGCAAAGAAACUAAAUCUGAGUCAAACCGAGGUUUCUGGAAAAUGUGAUCCAAAUACAUCUCCAAAACAAACAAGUGAAUGCCUCCCACCAGACUUUAAAAAAAUGAAAAUUGACUCUCGGGGCGACAUGGCUAUUCCUUCUUCCAGUGAAGAAAAUUCUAGAAAACAAGGAGUGAACCCACAUAAUGUACAUCCAUAUGAGAAUUCAGGUGGGCAUAAUUUCAUGCCAAGUAAUGACAAGGAUUCAGUCAUGGAUGAAGUAGCACACUGCAGCAAACAAUUGGACUCCAUCACUUCUGGAUCUAGCAAUACUUCUGCUAGUGCCAUGGAUGAGGAUAUUUUUAUUGUAACCCCAAUGGACUCUGAAGAAAUUGUGAGGGAGGAAAAGAUAAAAAGGUUAAAAGAACUUUUGAAACAGAAGGAAACAGCUCUUGAAGAAAUCCGAAAGAACAGGGUAGUCUCCAUUAGCUGAAUCAAGGACAAGGGAGCUGUUAAUCCCAAGAGACAUUUAACAGUACAUUUUUGGAUUGGUGAAUUUUUAUUAUGUUAAAUUCUACAGUUUUUUUUUUUUUUUUGCAUCAGUUCUUAAUUUUUCAGUAAGCAAACUCAAUCCUGAACCCCACAUGCCAACAAACAGCAUUUAUAAAUACUAAAAAAAGUUGCAAUUUGUAAGGAAAACUAAAGCAAGCUACUGUCAUUCAAAUCUUAACCUCACAAAAGACCAUAAUAGUCCUCCCUGUAGCCUAAUGUGGCAAAUUCUCUGUGUUGUAUAGAUCAAAGGGAUCUUUAGCAAAAUUCAAGUACAUUUGUUUACUUAAACAAGGAGGAGUUAAAAUGUAGGAAUUGCACACUAUAUGUAAAUAAAUACAUGCAUUCAUACCCCACCCCAUGAGAUACAGAAGCUUGUCUGAGUGGCGGGAGAGAGAAUCAGUCAGAACUUAUUUCGGGCAGGAUGCCUGUCUGUCACAAGACAAAUUUUAACAGUUUAUCUUUAACAUCUGAAAAUAAUAUUAUAAAUACAGGAAAUCAAA
Polypterus senegalus (gray bichir) is the source of this 3634-nucleotide messenger RNA. RefSeq names its product ligand dependent nuclear receptor interacting factor 1 (gene lrif1). Bases 784 to 3075 code for a protein of 763 amino acids. NCBI's taxonomy places the organism in Eukaryota, Metazoa, Chordata, Cladistia, Polypteriformes, Polypteridae. The transcript has 4 exons. Gene Ontology annotation, molecular function: nuclear retinoic acid receptor binding. Gene Ontology annotation, biological process: regulation of DNA-templated transcription. The record is from RefSeq and is a predicted model, not a curated record.